This is a messenger RNA of Acanthochromis polyacanthus (spiny chromis), 2665 nucleotides long. RefSeq names its product kelch-like protein 33. Gene Ontology annotation, molecular function: protein binding. The record is from RefSeq and is a predicted model, not a curated record. NCBI's taxonomy places the organism in Eukaryota, Metazoa, Chordata, Actinopteri, Pomacentridae.
AUGGAGUUUACUCGCCGUUACCUGCCAAUGGAGUGGGAAGAGCGAUGGAGGAGAGAGAAGGAGAGGAGAAAAAGAGUGAUUGAUGAAGGUGGAGAAGGGAUAGAACAGGACAACCGUGAGCUGAGGAGGAUCGUGGCUUACAAUGACUCCAGGAUGGGGCUGACGAGUGGGAGGGAAAACAAAGAGGGGUCAGAGGUCAGGAUGAGCGGUGCUCGUCAGGAGAGUACUGGGGGCAUGAACAACGAGGCGUUUGGAGAUGAAGGACAUAACAUCCACAUGUGCUGCAGCAAAUCUUAUCCUAAAGAGGUGUUUGCAGCCCUGAAAGAAUUCUGGGAUUCGUCUCUUCUCACAGACCUCACUCUGACCACUCAGAAUGGGAACACCUUCCAUGUGCACUCCCUUAUCUUGGCUGCAGUCAGCGGCUUCGUUCGGGAGAGACUGAAGGAAAAAAGCAGAGAGCAAAAUGUAGAACAAUCUGACCGCAAUGAAGAUGUAGGAGUCGAGCGGUGGUCUGUACACUUGGGUGCUGGGGUUGAUCAUGUUGGGCUGUGGGCAGUUGUGGAGUUUGCCUACACUGGCGUUGUAUUGUCUUUAAACAAAGACACCAUGGCUCAAAUCAAGGCUGCAGCUCAAGUGUUGGUGGUUCCAAGACUGGUGGAGAUCUGUAACAAGAAGGAAAGAACAAAAGAAGUUGAUGGUGCCAAGAAGGAAGAGCAAACGAUCUCUACUCUAGAACAGAUGAAGAUUACCCUACAGUCCAUUGAGCAGCUGUGGGCAGACAGAGUUGGGUGUGAUGUAACUUUGAAUGUGGAUGGCAUGGUCUUUCAUGUUCACAAAGUUAUCCUGGCAGCAAGCAGCGACUACUUCCGAGGCAUGUUCACCUGUGGAAUGAAGGAGUCUCGUCAGACCUGUGUUGAACUUCCCUUCUUGUUGGCUCCUGAGUUUGAGGCACUUCUUGGCUGCUCCUACAGUGGAAUCCUUCGACUCGGUUGGGACUCUGUUUUCGAGAUCACCUGCAGGGCCCUCCAACUUCAGUUCCAGCCUGCUCUUUCAAUUUGCCUCAACUUCAUGCAACAAGAAAUACAGGCGGACUCCUGCCUUGACGUGGCAUCUUUUGCUGAAGCUUAUGGAAUGUCAGACCUCCUGGAGGAAGCCAAUGACUUUGUACUGAGGAACUUCAGGGAAGUGUCAUCUACAGCAAAGUUUCAGGAUCUAGCAGCAGAGAAGCUACUUGACUUCCUUUGCUGUGAUGGUCUGUGUGUGCCCUCAGAGUUGACUGUAUUUCGAGCUGUGAUCUCAUGGAUUGAGGCUGAUCCUGAAGAGAGAUUGCCCCAAGCUGGCCUGCUGAUGACUGGAGUUCGGUUCCCCCUCAUGACCUUUCGAGAGUUCAGGGAGGUCAGAGCCAUUAACUUGCGCAUGGAGUGUUUUGGAGAGAAAGAGGUGGAACUCUAUGGUUCAGCACUCAAGGAAUUUGGCUUCAGCCUUCCAAAAUCCCAGGAUUACUGUCGGGUGAGGCGACCCAAAGAUGUUGUGGUUCUUGUCGGGGGUGACCAGCUACACCCAGAUACGGGUCAUCGCAUACCGAGCAGGGAACUGUGGUUUGCAAACUCCCUACGUAGUGGCACAGGUUUAGUGAAGGAGAUCGAGUGGAGAAGUUUGGGUGAGAUUCCUGACAAGCCAAAGUUCAGGCAUGGAGUUGCAGUAAUGGAGGGGAUGCUCUAUGUAGUCGGGGGAUGUUACUUUUAUGCAAAGAAUGACAUGAUGAAAUCUGCCUACAGAUACGACCCUGUGAAGGACAGCUGGAAGAGGCUGGCUGACAUGCAAGAGUUGAGAAGUAACUUCUCAGUGGUGGUACUUCAGGAGCGCCUCUAUGCCGUCGGUGGAGACAAGGAGAUCAAUGCCAACAUUGACAGCGUUGAGAUGUACAACCCAGACACUGAGUCCUGGAGCUUUGUAUUGCCCCUGGAUCAGGCUCUGAGUGGCUAUGGUGUCUCCAUCCUAAAUGAAGGGAUCUUCAUCUCUGGUGGCUUCAACUGUAAGUAUGUGUGUCUGGUUUCCAUGUUCUUGUACCAUCCAGAGAGAGGAACCACCUACCUGGCUGACAUGACGAAUGACCGGGCCCAGCAUUGCAUGGAAGCCCUGCAAGGCCAUCUUUAUGUCGCUGGUGGAGUGUGUAACCUGAGGAAGUUUUACACCGACCAACAAGCCUGCGAGGUGUACGAUCCUGUGGCCGACGCCUGGACGGCUUUUGCAUCACUGCCUGUGCCUCAUGUUGGUGCAGCCUCAGUCAUCCUGGAGGAGAAGUUCUAUGUACUGGGAGGAUACUGCCAGGAUGACUAUAGUGAGUCUGGACUGGUCCAUCGCUUUAAUCCCAGCACUCAGCGGUGGGAGAACAUGGGCAAACUGUCAGGGGCUGUUACCGACGUUCGGGCCUGUCUGCUCCGAUUACCUCAGCACCUCAGACAGUAAAUGAUACACACCAGUAGAUUAAAUCCACUGUAGCUGUUGUAAUCAGAAGAGCUGAAUAUUGAAGUAUGGCUAAGGUAUUAAAAUACAUGUUUGAAAUUCAGAAGCUUUUGAGUCGAUUAUGACAGAUUUCAUGUGGAUAGAAGUCCAUAGUGACAUAUUGUAGUACUUUUUGAAAAGAUAUAGCACUGUAGCACAU